AUGGAUGACGACGACAUUCCACUAGCUGUCUUGAGAAAGCUGUCCACUGGUGUAUCUUUUACCGACUACGCACGUGUUGAUGACCAAGCUCUUACCUGUGCCGAGAUGACCGACAGCGACAUCUUAGAAAGCAUCGUGUCCCAACGCCAACCGAAAGCUGAAGAUGACGACAAUGAUGACGAUUCCUUGCCAACGACCAAGCAAACCAUCCAUGACGCCAUGAACGCCCUAGAUACAGUCCGAGAUUUUCUCCAGCAGACGGGCAUCGGGAAUAAUAGACUCAGCCGCCUCACAGAUUGCCGACGUCAGUUAUUCCAUCCAACAGUAUUUCCUCCUCGAGAGAAAACAGUGUACCCUGAUUUGUACCCGCUAAACUUAAAAAAUGGCACAGCGUGUGGAUCUGUGGUAUCACAAGACAAUUUAGGAAGUGAAAACAAGAAGACCAGCCUUUCUGAAAUUAUGUCUAGUGACACAUCUCAAGACAACUCUCAGCCUUCCGAGUAUAAACCUCCUUAUUCUGAUAUCAACGUCAUGUCAGAAAACGAACUGAAAGAUGACAGUGUUCGUCGUUCUCUUUUGGCGACAAAGUGGGAUACUGCUAACAAAUUCAAUUUUCCAGUCAGGGGUGCGCUCGAUUCGCUCUCCGGAACAGUGUUCCCGGGAGAUUCUGGAUCAGUGUCAAUCGAAUGCACUUUCACAGGAAGUAGUAAAAUCACAAUGGCGGACAGUGGCACAAUGGCAAUCGUAUGCUCAGUGAUGGAAAAUCUCAGUGACAGCAGUGACGACGAGGAUGAUUUUUUCAUCGUUGAUGCAUGUGCUGCAUUAUUAUCCAGAACUGAAAGAAGCAAGAUAUAUGGGUAUGCUGAUAAUGUGGUCCCUCUAUACAGUGAGGCUCACUUCCGCAGGAUGUUUCGGAUGUCAACAGCAACUUUAGAUACUCUUUGUGACAGUAUAGCAGAUUUUCCAGAAUUAAAAAAAGAUGGAAGUGGUGGGAAAGAGUCCGUUCCAGUUAGGACACAGUUGCUACUUACCUUGUGGUAUUUAGGGGGACUGGAUACUGUAAUAAAAAUCGCAGAUCGUUUUGGUGUGUCAGAGUCAACAGUGAUCAUGUGCAGAACACGAAUAAUAAAGGUCAUACUAAAUCAUCUCAAGGAAAAAUUUAUUUGUUGGCCAUUUGGUCAACAAGCACAAGAUGUGGUUGAUAAUUUCAGCAAAAGAAAUGGCUUUCCGGGGAUAUUAGGCGCAUUAGAUGGGACACAUAUUCAGAUAAAAGCACCACAGCAACACCCUCAAUCAUACAUUAACCGCAAGAACUAUCACUCAAUUCAGCUACAAGCUGUUUGUGAUUCUGAUAUGAACUUUAUUCAUUGCUUUGCUGGCUUUCCUGGGAAAUGCCAUGAUGCACGUGUACUUCGCAACUCAGAUUUAUGGGAAGAAGGUCUUCAGCUGUGUGGACCAAAUCAUAUUAUUGGCGAUGCUGCAUAUCCGUUACGCAGAUGGCUUAUGACACCUUUUAAAAACACUGGACAUCUCACACAGGAACAGAGACACUACAAUUAUAUGCAUUCAUCAAACAGGGUUGUAAUUGAAAGAGCCUUCAGUCUCCUCAAAGGAAGAUUCCGCCGGCUUCAAAAUCUUGACACAAAUACAGUUAGAACAGCAGUUAAUAUCAUUAUGGCCUGCUGUGUUUUACACAACAUUUGCCUUCUUUCAAAUGAUGAGGUUGAAGAAUUCAUGGAAGGUGGAGAUGAUCAAAACAUCAACCCUGCUCCACAUCACAUGUUUAAUGAACUUGAUCAGGAAGGAAUCAUCAAAAGAAACACCAUUGUGAGAAAUCUGCCAUAG
Ylistrum balloti is the source of this 1845-nucleotide messenger RNA. RefSeq lists its product as uncharacterized. The record is from RefSeq and is a predicted model, not a curated record. Bases 1 to 1845 code for a protein of 614 amino acids. Lineage: Eukaryota; Metazoa; Mollusca; Bivalvia; Pectinida; Pectinidae. The transcript has 4 exons.